Molecule: messenger RNA, 2165 nt
Organism: Manis javanica (Malayan pangolin)
Lineage: Eukaryota; Metazoa; Chordata; Mammalia; Pholidota; Manidae
Source: RefSeq, a predicted model, not a curated record
AUGAGAAGCCGGGCCCCCUGCUUCCGCCUCGUGUUCCAGGAGGAAGGGUGUGUGUGUAAAGGACGCAGUCACGCUGUCACGACCCUGCGCCUGCGCGGAGCCACUACCCGGUACGAACACCGAGUCCGUGUCUCACCCCCUCACGGUAACGUGGGGACCCGCGUGCGUUAUCCGCACACCUGUAAGCAAGGGCGCUGGGGGCCCCUCUCAGGCCGCGGGCCCAGACAGCACCCAGAACAUGCGCCGGCGUCAGGAGCUGCUGGAACACCACCGCCACCGUCGCGAAGGAGAAAAAGGGAGGUUCAGGGUCCUGUAUUUUACCCUCACAGAAACCUGAAGCCGAAUGACCAGGGGGCGCCGACAGACCUGUGCGGGCGGGAGGGCAGCCCGAAGCCCGCCCCUAGCGGCGCCCGUCCCUCCUGCCCGGUUCCCGCCAGGCAGCCACGGGACCCGGGGCCCCCACGCCGGGAGAGGACGGGACGCUGGCACUCGGGUCGGAACCUCGCGGGGCGCGGGGAGACCGGCCAAGGCCGCUUCCUACCGAUUCCGCCGGUUCGUCCGGGCCCUGGCCCCGCACACUCAGCAUCUCGCAGCCCCGCUCCGCCGCCCAGGCAGGUGAGAGCCACGCGACUGCACACCUGGGGCCAAGACCGGAUACGCUUCAGCAACCUGAUCGCGCAGAGCUCCGGACACCCCGCGUUCAGAGGCCACACUGUGGACCACGCCCCCGCACGGUGAUUGGACGACGGCCCGAGCACUCUAAGACGACUUCCCUGACUGGACGAUCACAGGUCCCACCCCUCGCGUCCUGCGGCUUUGACUAGGCAGUAUCUCCCACAGUUCUGAGCGUCAGGCUGUUGGCAACCAAACUCUGCUCCUGACGCAGCCAGCCAGCUCCUGGCCGGGUGGGCUGCCCUCUGCCUUCAGCUUGGUGCUCCGCCUAGGUCCUCCCCUUGGAUCGGGAAGUCCUGACUCAGUUUCCCCUCCCAGAGCCUCGUGUGCGGGCCUGGAACUGGGAGAGGGCCUGGUGACUUCGCGGGUAUAGGGGUAGAAUUGGGGGCACAAGUGAGUCUGUGUCCUUUGUCUAUGAAGACAAAUCCUCAACAGUGAGGUCAUUGCAAAGGAAGGUUGUGGCUGAUUUAACGUGUGACCUUUGCCACCAGAAGGCCCCAUCCCCUGGGGCUUGUAACUCUUUGAGACCUUUACACCCACUGGAAAGUGGGACCCGGUGGCCCAAGCCUGGCACAGGAGUCUUCUCAGCACAGCCGCAGGUGUGAGACUUUAGAAUUCUCCUGUGUGCAUUUUACUCUGCAAGGACAAUUGUGUCCUUCCAGUUUACACUCAGUCUCUGAAUUUUGAAAUACAAAAGGCAAUAUACCUUAUUCAGCUCGUACAGAAAUGUUACACAGCUUUUCGAAUGUACAACACUUGAGUUUUACUUGAAAGUGCAAACUCAGAGUAUGUGACUUGUGUCUCCUUUUAAAAAAGUUUAAAGGCCAUCAUAUCCAUGGUAACCUUACCUCCUGGCUCCCCCAAAACACUUUGUCUCUAUGCAUAUGCCUAUUGUGGAUAUUUUGUACAAAUAUAUUCAUACACUAUGGGGCCUUCUGUGUCUCGUUUCUUUUAUUAGCAUAAGGUUUUCAAGGUUCAUUCCUUUUCACAGCUGAAUGAUAUUCCAUCCUAUGUAUACGCUAUACUUUAUCCAUUCUCCAUUGAUGGGACUUUGGAACAUUUCCACCUUUUGCCUAUUUAUGUAUAUGGCUAUAUAUUGUGCUACGAGGAAUGGACAUUCAUGUACACAUAUCUGAGUAUUUCAUUAUAGGCAGAAGUGGAAUGGUUGGGUCAUAUGGUAAUGCUGUGUUUAACUUCUUUAAGAACCACCCAGUGCUUCUCCACACCAGCUGCACCACUUUACAUUCCCACCAGCAGUGCAUGAUUUUACAGUUUCUCCACAUCCUCAACACUUUUUUUCUGAUUUAAAAUUCUACCCAUCCUAGCAGGUGUGAUGUGGGAUCUCACUGGUUUUGAUCUGAACUUGCCAAGUGAUUAGUGAUAUAGCGAUUCUUUUCAUGUGCUUAUUGGCCAUUUGUUUAUUCUUUCAGAGAAUUGUCUAUUCAAGUCCUUUACUUGGUUGUUUACCUUUUUGUUAUUGAGAUGUAAGAAAA